Messenger RNA from Ipomoea nil (Japanese morning glory), 498 nucleotides. RefSeq lists its product as uncharacterized. The transcript has a single exon. The coding region runs from base 1 to 498 and encodes 165 amino acids. The record is from RefSeq and is a predicted model, not a curated record. NCBI's taxonomy places the organism in Eukaryota, Viridiplantae, Streptophyta, Magnoliopsida, Solanales, Convolvulaceae.
AUGGGGUUCAAACAGUCCCUGCCUGACAAUUCCCCCCUAUUCACAAAAGGGGUUGGUAAGUCCUUUGUAGCCCUAUUAGUAUAUGUGGAUGAUAUAGUGGCUGCAAGUGCUGGCUUAGAAGCUAUACAAGAAGUCAAAGUACAGCUCAAUGAAAGGUUCCAAUUAAAAGACUUGGGGCCUAUGAAAUACUUUCUUGGAUUGGAGGUGGCCAGGCACAAGAAGGGCAUUGCAGUUUGCCAAAGGAAGUACGCUUUAGAAUUACUUGCUAAUACCGGUUUCAUAGAAUCCAAACCUGCCCAUAGUCCCACAGUUCCCUCACAUAAACUAAGCAAAAGUGAAGGUGAGCCUCUUGAAGACAGUAGUCAGUACAGAAGAAUAGUGGGCAAACUACUUUAUCUAACCAUCACUAGACCUGACAUUGGUUUGCCACACAUCAGUUAUCUCAAUUUCUGGACAAACCUACCCACUUACACCUCCAAGCUGCUCACAGAGUAUUAA